AUGUCGUUAGUUAUAAGCAAAGAAAAUUCAUCUCAAGGGGGAUAUUUUUUACCUCAUCACGCUGUGAUAAAGGGUGAUAGUCUGACCACAAAAACAAGAGUAGUUUUUGAUGGUUCUGCAAAAACCACUUCGGGAAUUUCAUUAAAUGAUGCUCUUAUGGUAGGUCCAACCAUUCAGCAAGAUUUAUUUUCGAUCGUGAUUAGAUUUCGAACGUUUCAAUUUGUUUUUACGGCUGAUAUAAAACAAAUGUAUAGGCAAAUUUCUGUUUCGCCAGAAGAUGCUUGUUUUCAAAAGAUUGUGUGGCGCAACGAUCCCAAGGAAGAAAUUCAAACCUACAAAUUAAAUACAGUAACCUUUGGGACAGCGUGUGCACUAUUUUUGGCUAGUAGAACUCUUCAUCAAUUAGCUAAUGAUGAACAAGAAUCUCACCCUAUCGCUUCAUCAAUUUUAAAAGAAGAUUUUUUUGUCGAUGACUGCUUAAGCGGAUCAAAUGACAUUCAAGAAGCUCUUUAUAUGAGAAAUGAUCUCAUUAACUUGUUGAAAAAGGGAAAUUUUGUUUUAAGAAAAUGGUCAUCAAACUGUCCAAAAUUGUUAGAGGGAUUUCCUUCAGAAGUUUCUAAUUCUCAUCUUUGUCUAGAUCCAACAGAGACAGUUAAAACUCUAGGCCUUCAUUGGAACCCUGUAACUGAUUCAUUCGGUUAUUCAAUCAAAUUGACAAAUUCAAAAUUGAGAUGUUCCAAGUGUUUCAUUUUAUCAGAAACUGCUAAGCUUUUUGACCCUUUAGGGAUAUUAGAGCCCAUUACCGUGACCGCGAAAUUAAUUAUUCAGCAACUUUGGAAGGCAAAAUUGUUCUGGGAUGAUCCAGUUCCAGAAUUGUUAACUUGCAUAAAUAAACUUAUUGCUUUUGAUAGAAAUACGUUUGAGGAACAACCUUCCAGUGAGAAAGUUGUUGAUUAA
This is a messenger RNA of Leptopilina boulardi, 957 nucleotides long. RefSeq lists its product as uncharacterized. The transcript is spliced from 2 exons. Lineage: Eukaryota; Metazoa; Arthropoda; Insecta; Hymenoptera; Figitidae. Bases 1 to 957 code for a protein of 318 amino acids. The record is from RefSeq and is a predicted model, not a curated record.